AUGUUUUGUAACAUUUUGCUUCAAGAGAAAGCCAAGCAGGCGGCCAACGAGGCAGCCAUAAAGAAGUCGGAGCUUCUGGCUGCCUCUGGACGCAAGCCUUCGACCAAAUCGCCGACGGGCCGUCCGACACUUGCUCCUCCAUCGCCGUCUGCAACCGCUGAAAUAGGCAGAAAAAAAUCAGCUGGUGGCUCGAACACGCUUGGAAAGACACGCCCGGGCUCGACGAGAGGACAUAAUGAACAUAAACUAGACAACGCUAAUGCAGACCAGACGGCAGAAGAAGCGGACUCGCUCGAGCGCCUAAGUCCUAGUCAGGAAACGUUUUGGCCGGUAAGUACAUUAGGGCACUUUAAAAUGGCCUUAUUAGCAGCAUAUUAA
This is a messenger RNA of Protopolystoma xenopodis, 378 nucleotides long. Lineage: Eukaryota; Metazoa; Platyhelminthes; Monogenea; Polystomatidea; Polystomatidae. The record is from the annotation of a GenBank genome assembly.